This is a messenger RNA of Fonsecaea multimorphosa CBS 102226, 1311 nucleotides long. RefSeq lists its product as uncharacterized. Lineage: Eukaryota; Fungi; Ascomycota; Eurotiomycetes; Chaetothyriales; Herpotrichiellaceae. The record is from RefSeq and is a predicted model, not a curated record. The coding region runs from base 1 to 1311 and encodes 436 amino acids. The transcript has a single exon.
AUGCCACCCAAGAAGCUGCCACCAAAGACGUCGGCGUCGCAGCAGAAGCCGCAACCACGGACGCCACAGCAAAAGCAACCGUCACAGAAACAGCAACAGCAACAGCAACAGCCACAGAAACAGCAGCCGCCACAGAAACAGCAACGGCCACAGCAACAGCGCCCACCACAGACGGCCCCAAAGCCCCAAGGCAGCAAUGCAUUCCCCGCUCCCACCAGCAAACCAGCCAUCCCCGAGGCUGACGUGAAACAGAGCUCGUCCGUGAGCGCCGGCCUCGCGCUGGAAGCGGCAAAGAAAGCCUAUGAACUCCGGCAAGCAGCCUAUGGCGCCGCGGACCCCAACGCCCGCGAAGAAAUCCUGGCCAAAGCCGUCAACAAGGAGAUCGAGGCCGAGUCCUUUGGCAAGGCCGCCAAGUAUACUCGGUCGGGCACGUUCCAGGGCCUUGCGGCCGGCGCGGGCCUGGGUGUCCAGCCCGGCGUGACUCUGGGCAAAUUGACCGGCGCGCUGGUUGGUGGCUUGGUAUCUUCGGUAGGCGCUUUACUGGGAGGUGGUGUCGGCUCUGCGUACGGUGCAAUCAGUGGUCCGUUCUGGGAUCUGGGCCAGAUGGCCAGCCAGGGCGUCAGAAGUAUUGUGGGCGAUUUCCCCAACUGGGAAGCUACUUCGAGUCAGAAAAAGGCCCUAGAGAAGAUGGUGAUGCAGGCCCGGCAGACCAAUGCCCCAAGCCAAGAAGAACUCGAGGAGAUGCGCCGCGAUAACGGAGGUGGCGGUCAGGAAGACUACCAGCAAUGGGUCAAGGAUUUGACAAGCUACAUCCCCAGCAUGCCAUCGAUGCCCAAAAUGCCUAAGAUGCCCAAGAUGCCCUCAAUGCCUUCGGUACCUGGAAUGUCGUCGAUUCCGGGACUGGGGGGAUCAUCCAAUAGGGCCAGAUCUAGUCCACCAGCUGGAGACAAGUCAAAGACCACGACAGCAGCAAACCAGACCCAGAAACCAAGAACAUCUCCAAAAGCCCAGGCACCCUCCAAACCUCAAGCUGCUCCUCCACCUCCCCAAGCACCUAGUCAGACGCCCUCCAAGCCUCAACCUACACCUUCUCGUCCUCCUCCACCUCAAAAAGCUCCAAGUCAGACGCCCAAGACACAAUCCCCGCCAAAGACAAUCGAAACCACGCCGAGGAGGCCGCAACCGAAGAAGCUGGAGAACAAGCCGACAAGAACCACGUCAACGUCACAGUCAAGUCAGCCCGCCGCCACUCGAAGAAAGCCGCCCAAACUGGAGCCGCGAACCAAGCCCACGACAACAACAAAAGCAUGA